Molecule: messenger RNA, 1614 nt
Organism: Juglans microcarpa x Juglans regia
Lineage: Eukaryota; Viridiplantae; Streptophyta; Magnoliopsida; Fagales; Juglandaceae
Product: triose phosphate/phosphate translocator, chloroplastic
Exons: 12
Coding region: 209-1462 (417 amino acids)
Biological process (GO): transmembrane transport
Cellular component (GO): Golgi apparatus; membrane
Molecular function (GO): antiporter activity
Source: RefSeq, a predicted model, not a curated record
UGUGUUCCGCGAUGCAUGGGAUUGUUAAUCCAAGUACUAGGAAUUCGAGAAGUGAUGAACCGCUCGUGCUCGGCUUCGCUUCGCACUGCUCACCCGUGUACAAGUUAUCGUGAAUAAGAGCCCAGCGUAGCUUAUAGCUACCACAUUUCCCCUCGCUCUCUCUCUCUCUCUCUCUCCUCCCCCUCUUUCUCUCUCUCUCUGUCAGGUCAUGGAGUCGAGAAUACUGUCACGCACCGCCACCUUCGGUUCCCUCUCCAACCUCCGGAAGCUACCGAGAGAGAGCGGCAGCAGCUGCAACACCACUAGCGUCAGCUUCGUCUCGGCGAGGCCGAUAGGAGCCGUGGGAGAAGGAGGGAACCUGAUAUGGGGGAGGCAGCUCCGACCGGCUCUGCUGCUUGAGAGCUCGAGCCUCGGCGGGAAGCCGCGAGAGACUCUAAGGGCUGGCCACGUGGGCGCCGCUGCCUCUUCAUCGCCCGCCGAAGGGAGCGAUUCCGCCGGGGAAGCGAAGGUUGCUCCGCUAGGGUUCAUCGAUAAGUACCCGGCUCUCGUCACGGGGUUCUUCUUCUUCAUGUGGUACUUCCUGAACGUGAUUUUCAACAUAAUCAACAAAAAGAUCUACAAUUACUUCCCGUAUCCUUAUUUUGUGUCGGUUGUGCACUUGUUCGUCGGGGUGGUUUACUGUUUGGUGAGCUGGGCCGUGGGCCUUCCCAAGCGCGCUCCUAUGGACUCAAACCUCCUAAAGCUGUUGAUCCCUGUUGCUGUGUGUCACGCACUUGGCCACGUGACCAGUAAUGUCUCUUUUGCAGCUGUUGCUGUCUCCUUCACUCAUACAAUCAAAGCUCUUGAGCCCUUCUUUAAUGCUGCUGCCUCUCAGUUCAUUCUUGGGCAAUCAAUACCCAUCACUUUAUGGCUGUCCCUGGCUCCCGUUGUUCUUGGUGUGUCCAUGGCAUCGUUGACCGAGCUGUCAUUCAACUGGACUGGCUUCAUUAGUGCCAUGAUUUCCAAUAUAUCCUUUACUUACAGGAGUAUUUAUUCAAAGAAAGCCAUGACUGACAUGGAUAGUACUAAUAUCUAUGCUUAUAUUUCGAUCAUUGCCCUCUUCGUCUGUAUUCCACCUGCCAUCAUUUUGGAGGGACCUCAACUACUUAAGCAUGGUUUUAAUGAUGCAAUUGCAAAAGUAGGUCUAACCAAGUUCAUCACAGACCUUUUUUGGGUGGGGAUGUUUUACCACCUUUACAAUCAGUUGGCCACCAACACCCUGGAGAGGGUGGCACCUCUUACACAUGCAGUAGGCAACGUGUUGAAACGAGUAUUUGUGAUUGGAUUCUCAAUCCUGAUCUUCGGUAAUAAGAUUUCAACACAAACUGGUGUUGGAACAGCCAUUGCAAUUGCUGGUGUAGCAAUCUACUCUUACAUCAAGGCCAAGAUGGAAGAAGAGAAACGACAAGCGAAAGCAGCAUGAGAAGAAAAGAGGUCUGAACAUGGGGAAGAAAAUAAUCAUGCGAUGUAAAUUUUUAAAUGUUUCCUUCAUUAAAAGAAAAAAGGAUGACAAUUUGAGUAUCCGAAAAAAAAAGGUGGUGUAUCCUAUUAUCUUAAUAUCUUUGAUUCAUUGUG